GGCUGCGGGCGCUCUAAGUAGCAGCGCCCUACGCCGCCUGUCAGUUCCUCUCGCGACGCCUCGGGGCAGUGGACGCGCUCAGCUAUUGUCCAUUUCCCCUUACCUUCUUCUCUGCGGCCAGCUGUACCUCGGUUUCCCUCGAAGGACCGGAGACCGCAGGGGCGUCCGUGGAGCCCGGGAAAGCGGCGCCGGGCGCAAUGGGACGGAGGUCGCGGAGAAGCUCGCGGGACCGCGCGCUCCGGGAACCCAAGCCGGACCCCGGGGCCUCCAUGGAGUCCCCAAGCGCGGAGCUCUGGCUUUUUCCCAGCCCCGCGGGCCUCCGCAGCGCUUUGCCCAAGAGGCUAGAGACGACGCGCCAGAUCUGUUGCACGCGGGGGCGCCUGGCUGUGCUGGAGCGUGGCGGGGCUGGCGUCGAGGUUCACCAGCUGUCGGCGGGAUGCGGCGACGCCAAGAAUAUUAAGUUACAGAAAAAAAUGAAGAUACAUUCCAUGGACCAGGGAGCAGAACACAUGCUGAUUCUGUCCUCAGAUGGAAAACCAUUUGAAUACAACUUUACCAUAGAACAUGCAAGGGCUCAAUGUGUUUUACAAGAAAAAAAUAUAAUUCAGAUCACAUGUGGAGAUUAUCAUUCUCUUGCACUCUCAAAAGGUGGUGAGCUUUUUGCCUGGGGGCAAAAUGUACACGGCCAACUUGGAGUUGGAAGAACAUUUGUCUCAACCUCCACACCACAGAUUGUGGAGCAUCUUUCAGGAGUCCCCUUGGUUCAGAUUUCUGCAGGAGAAGCCCACAGCAUGGCCUUAUCUAUGUCUGGAAACAUUUACUCAUGGGGAAAGAAUGAUUUGGGACAACUAGGUCUUGGCCACACCAAUGAUAAGGAUUCUCCUUCCCUUAUUGAAGAACUAGACAAUCAGAAAGUUGAAUUUCUCACUUGUGGUGGCUCUCACACUGCCUUGCUCACGGAGGAUGGGCUGGUGUUUACUUUUGGUGGUGGAAAAUAUGGGCAACUUGGUCACAAUUCAACACAGAAUGAGCUAAGACCCCGUUUGGUGACUGAGCUCGUUGGGAAUAGAGUGACCCAGAUAGCAUGUGGAAGAUGGCACACACUUGCCUUUGCUUCUGAUUUGGGAAAGGUCUUUGCUUUUGGUUCUGGAAAAGAAGGACAACUGGGAAACGGUGGAACACGUAAUCAGCUGAUACCACUUCUCAUGAAAUUGCCAUCAAAUGAAGAACUCAAAUUUGAAAGUCACACCUCAGAAAAGGAGUUAAUAAUGAUUGCUGGAGGGAAUCAAAGCAUCUUGCUCUGGAUAGAAAAGGAGAAUUCCUAUGUUAAUAUGAGGAGGAAAAUUCCUACUUUGAAUGACAGGACUGUAAAGCGAUGGAUUGAUGAUGUGGGGACUAAAGAGUGGCAGAGUACAAAAAGGGAAAUCAGAGAGAUAUUUUCAUAUCCUGCUUGUCUGACUGGAAGUUUUUUAGAGAAAAGAAUAAUUGCAGAAACAAUGUCUAUUCAUGUGGACUUAAAUAAAGCAAGAAACACCUUUAAGGAGUUAACCCAAAAGGACUGGAUUACUAGCCUGAUAACCACAUGUCUCAGGAAUACUCUUCUCAGAAAUCUUCCGUUUUGUUCUCCAUUCCAAGAAGCUUUAGAAGUUUUCGUCCUGCUCCCAGAAUGGCCUGAGAUGUAUGAUUCUGACAACUGGGAGAGCCUAGUGGUUCCAUUUGCAGAGGCUGUUUGUAAAAUGAGUGACCAGUCUUCAGAGAUUCUGGAGAAGCACUGGGUAUCUUUGCCAGAACCUGCUUUCAGCAAGCUGGUCCAGAUGCUUAAAAGAGCCAUCAUCUCUCAAAUGAAUUCUUGGACUGAGAGUGCUGAAAACAUCUGUAAUAUUAGAGCUCUCCUAGAAAUGCUGAAAAGGUUGCACAGGGUAAACCAGGCUAAAUGUUACCUACCUGAAAUUACUUUCAGCAUAAAUGAACUCUCACACUGGCUCAAUUUUCAUACUGAAGUACGUAAAAGGUACUUGUUGAAAAUGGAAACUUCAAUAAAGAACCCAUGUCCUGUCAUAUUCAGUCACUUUCCAUUUAUUUUUAAUAUUCUGUCAAAAAUUAAACUACUAUAUGCAGACUUACUUUUUAAAAAACAGGAGAGACUUCUUAAAAGCUUGUCAGGAACUGCAGAACAAGAGGGGUCCGAAUCAUCUUUGCUGCCCUUCUCUGAUCUAACAGUCAGAAGAAGUCACUUGACUGAAGAUGUUUUGAAUCAGCUGAAUCAGUUUGAGAAUGAAGACCUGAGGAGAGAGUUAUCGGUUUCAUUUAGGGAAGAAAUUGGCAGUAGCUUUGGAGGGGUCAGGACAGAGUUCUUCUACUGUCUGUUUGAAGAGAUGAACCAGCCAGAAUAUGGGAUGUUCAUGUAUCCUGAAGAGGGUUCCUACAUGUGGUUUCCUGUCAGGCCUAAAUUUGAGGAGAAGAGAUAUUUCUUCUUUGGGGUACUAUGUGGACUCUCCCUAUUCAAUUACAAUUUUUCCAACGUCCCUUUCCCACUGGCACUGUUUAAGAAGCUUUUGGGCCAAACACCAUCAUUGGAAGACUUAAAAGAACUCAGUCCUGUUUUGGGAAUGAGUUUGCAAACACUUCUGGAUGAUGAAGGUGAUGACUUUGGAGAAGUAUUUUACAUCCACUUUAAUGUACACUGGGACAAAAAUGAUGUCGACUUAAUUCCAAAUGGAAGUCACAUAAUUGUCAACCAGACUAACAAGAGGGACUAUGUUUCUAAGUGUGUUGAUUAUGUCUUCAACAUCUCUGUAAAGACAGUUUAUGAUGAAUUUCAGAGAGGAUUUUACAAAGUGUGUGACAAGGAAAUUAUUGAACUUUUCCACCCUGAAGAACUAAAGGAAGUGAUUAUUGGGAGUACAGACUAUGACUGGGAAGCAUUUGAAAAGAAUGCAUGUUACAAAGAUGGAUAUAACAGUUCACAUCCCACCAUAAUCAUGUUUUGGAAAGCUUUACACAAAUUAACUCUGGAGGAGAAGAAAAAAUUCCUCAUAUUUCUUACAGGAACUGACAGAGUGCAAAUAAAAGGUUUAGAGAAUAUGAAAAUAACUGUUUGCUGUCCUGAAAAUUUGAAUGAAAAAGAUCCCAUAAGAGCACAGACAUGUAUUAGUUUCCUCUACCUCCCUAAAUAUUCUACAAUGGAAAGAAUGGAAGAAGCACUUCAAGUAGCCAUCAACAACAACAGAGGAUUUGGCUGACCUUUUAACAGGCUCUUUACCUCUUUUUGGAAAUAUUUUCUAAACUAAAAUUACGAAUUUGAGGAUUAGCAUAAAAGUCUUGCUGGCUAUUCUGUGUGUUUACUUGUUCUUUUAGAGUUGCUGUAAUUGCACAUGAAAUGUAUUAGUUAUGAUAUAGAUUAGGCUGUUACAACAAGGGAACCUUAAACCACAGUGCUUUAAACAAGACAGAAGUUUGUUUCUCUCUCAAAAAAGUCUGGGUAGUCACUACUUGGUUUAUACCCAGAAGAUCUGAAAGCAGGGACACGAACAGACAUUUGCACACCAAUGUUCAUAACAGCAUUAUUCACAAUUGCCAAAAGAUGGAAACAACCCAAGUGUCCA
Molecule: messenger RNA, 3605 nt
Organism: Choloepus didactylus (southern two-toed sloth)
Lineage: Eukaryota; Metazoa; Chordata; Mammalia; Pilosa; Megalonychidae
Gene: HERC5
Product: HECT and RLD domain containing E3 ubiquitin protein ligase 5
Exons: 23
Coding region: 198-3242 (1014 amino acids)
Biological process (GO): ISG15-protein conjugation; ubiquitin-dependent protein catabolic process; protein ubiquitination
Molecular function (GO): ubiquitin protein ligase activity; ISG15 transferase activity
Source: RefSeq, a predicted model, not a curated record